This is a messenger RNA of Limulus polyphemus (Atlantic horseshoe crab), 2592 nucleotides long. RefSeq names its product T-complex protein 1 subunit eta-like (gene CCT7). Gene Ontology annotation, biological process: protein folding. The transcript has 12 exons. Gene Ontology annotation, molecular function: ATP hydrolysis activity; ATP-dependent protein folding chaperone; ATP binding. The record is from RefSeq and is a predicted model, not a curated record. Lineage: Eukaryota; Metazoa; Arthropoda; Merostomata; Xiphosura; Limulidae. Bases 96 to 1700 code for a protein of 534 amino acids. Gene Ontology annotation, cellular component: chaperonin-containing T-complex.
UUUCGCUAAAGGGGGCGCGAAAGUAGUUCUAACGCGAGCGCAUUCCAUUACAUUAGAUUCGUGUAUUUGAGAGUUAGGACAAAGCAGGCAGAGAAAUGCAGCCAAUUAUAUUACUAAAGGAAGGUACUGAAAAUAUUCAAGGGAAGUCUCAACUGAUCAGUAACAUCAAUGCAUGCCAGGCUGUAGCAGAAGCAGUGAGGACAACACUUGGUCCUCGAGGAAUGGACAAACUCAUAGUUGAUAACAAUGGAAAAGCAACAAUUUCCAAUGAUGGUGCAACUAUUAUGAAAGAACUGGACAUUGUUCAUCCAGCAGCUAAAACUCUUGUUGACAUUGCAAAGUCUCAAGAUGCUGAGGUUGGAGACGGGACAACAACUGUAGUUUUAUUAGCUGCAGAAUUUUUGAAGCAGUGUAAAUCAUACAUUGAAGAAGGUGUACACCCACAAGUUAUCAUAAAAAGCUACAGAAAAGCAGUUCAAUUAGCUGUGGAUAAAAUCAAUGAAAUCUCUGUGAAAGUGAAGAAGGAAGAUAAGAAAGAGCACAGAGCUAUUCUAGAAAAAUGUGCAAUGACGACUCUAAGUUCCAAACUUGUAGCAAACCAGAAGACGUUUUUCUCAAAAAUGGUAGUGGAUGCUGUGAUGCAGUUAGAUGAACUUCUACCUUUAAAUAUGAUUGGAGUAAAGAAAGUUCAAGGAGGUGCUCUUGAGGAAUCCAAGUUAAUUUCAGGAGUAGCUUUUAAGAAAACCUUCUCUUAUGCGGGUUUUGAAAUGCAACCUAAAAAAUAUGUGAACCCUAAAAUAGCUUUGUUGAAUGUAGAACUUGAAUUAAAAGCUGAAAAAGAAAAUGCAGAAGUCAGAGUUGAAUCAGUACAGGAAUACCAAAACAUUGUUGAUGCUGAGUGGAACAUCUUAUAUGACAAACUGAAGAAGAUUCAUGAUAGUGGUGCAAAGGUUGUGUUAUCUAAACUUCCUAUUGGAGAUGUAGCUACACAGUAUUUUGCAGAUAGGGAUAUGUUCUGUGCAGGAAGAGUUCAAGAAGAGGAUCUCAAAAGGACUAUGAAGGCUUGUGGUGGGUCAAUUUUAUCCACAACGCAUGACUUGGCUGACAGCAAAAACCUGGGAUCAUGCGAUUUAUUUGAAGAAAUGCAAAUUGGAGGAGAAAGGUACAACCUAUUUACUGGUUGUUCCAACACCAAAACAGUAACAAUUAUUCUUCGUGGUGGUGCUGAGCAGUUCAUUGAAGAAACAGAGCGAUCUCUUCAUGAUGCUAUAAUGAUUGUCAGGAGAGCUAUGAAAAAUGAUGCUGUAGUAGCAGGUGGAGGAGCCAUUGAGAUGGAGCUGUCUAAGUACUUAAGAGAUUAUUCAAGAACUAUUCCAGGCAAGGAACAACUACUGAUUGGGGCCAUGGCCAAAGCUUUUGAAAUUAUUCCACGACAACUAUGUGACAAUGCAGGUUUCGAUGCAACAAAUAUUCUUAAUAAACUGCGGCAAAAACAUGCAACUGGUGAACUUUGGUGUGGAGUUGAUAUCAAUAAUGAGGACAUAGCAAACAAUUUUGAUGCAUGUGUUUGGGAACCUGCAAUUGUGAAGAUUAAUGCUCUUGUUGCAGCAACUGAAGCAGCCUGUCUCAUCCUCUCUGUUGAUGAAACAGUAAAGAAUCCCAAGUCUGAAACUGACCCAAGCAAAGGAAGACCAUUUUGAAGAAAAAUAUAUUUUGAACUAAACCUUGGCUAUUAAUAUAAUUUUCACCCAUUUCUGUUGCAUUUCUUUCCUGACAUCAAACUUUUUUUUUACAUUAAUUUGUUGUAUUUCAAACAAUAAUUAGUAAAUUGUUCCUAUAACAAAAACAAGGAGUGUUUAUUAGUAUUAUUGUAUCAAUUGUGGAGUUUAAAGCUUGCAUAAUUUACCUCAAAUUCAUGUUGCCUAAUAAUUGUAUCUUUAGAUGGUUUAGUAUGCAUUAAGUGGUUCAACAACUUGUGAAGUAUUAAGUUAGUACUCAAAACGUUGAUGAGCAUUUUUGUGUGCAUUUCACAAACAUAUCCUUUGCUUUAAGAAACUAAUUUAAAAAGGAAUGGAGCCAUUGAUUCUAAUAAUUCUUGCAUCCAUUUAGUGUCCUUGUUUGAAGUUUCAGUUUGUGAUGUGUAUAAGAAACUUAAUAUUCCACUGCAGCUUUAACUUUAACAUCGUUUUGAGGAUUUUUUUUCUUACUGUAUCUAUUGAAAAAAAUGUGACCUCUGUUAAUAAAUCUCUGCUUUUUUAUGUUGCAUGUACUAACUGUUUUUGAAACUGCAACCCCUCUUCUGUUUAAAUGGUAAUCUUUAUUAGUACUUGCAUGUCAUUUUAAAUGGUAAUAAAACUUCUAAAAAAUUAGAUUCGGUAACUGAUUUAAGUCAGUUAAUUUGUGUGGUAAUGUCCUUAUUUUUUGUAUAAGAAUGGUUAGGAAAAAUUAGUUUCCAGGUAUGAAUGAAAAUUAAAAUGCUUGAGGAAUUUGUUUGUUACUGGAACAUAAUUCAUAUUUCAGAAGAAUCUAGAAUCUCUACAAGAAAUUACAAGAGAGAAUAAAACUGCUUCUAUCAAGGGGUUUUCUUGUUUA